AUGAGUUUGUUAACUUCUUCGAACGUUUCAUACAGGAAGAGUGUAAAAAGUUUUACUACUGAAGGGCUUAAUCCCAUUUCAAAUGAUGUUGAAUAUGUUGCUUUCAUUUUUGAUGCUUAUGGAACAGAUGGUGUAAUUUUGGUUUAUGUUGAUCAUAUUGGGGUUGGUGUUGAUGGGUGGCUUGAUGAUGAAGAUAAUGAUCAUGAUGAACAUGAGUCUUGUAUUGAUGGUGAAAAUGAAGACAACAUAGAUGAACUUAGAAAUGAUGCCUUUGAAUUUAAUGAGGAUGUAUUGUAUACGAAUAGUACAUCAAAUGAUCCUUUCUUGAGUAACUUAUGUGUUGAUGAUGAGGAUGAAAACAACAUUCUAAUGGAUAUCAAUUGUGUUUUGAAAAAAUAUGAUAGGACAAGACUUUUGGUGAGGUGUAGCAAGGGUGCUUGCACAUUUAGGUUAUGGGCUUCCUGGAUGAGUGAUGAAGAGAGUUUCCAAAUCAAGUCACUAAAAGCUUAUCACGAUUGUUCAAGAAACUUUAUGUUUGGAUCAUUGGUGACAUAUGCAUGGAUUGGGAGUAACUAUACCAAAGACAUUGUAGAAAGUCAGAAAAUAAGUGUAAGGAAGCUUAGGUUAAAGGUAAUGGCCAAGUUUGGUAUCCAAGUUAGUAUGGGGAAAUGUAGAAGAGCAAAGAAGUAUGCACUGAAACUUGUUGAAGGUAGCUUUGUUGAACAUUAUGGUAAGCUAAGGUCAUAUGGUCAUGAGAUUUUAAGGACAAAUCAUGGGUUAGCUGUGAAACUAGAUAUGGAGUAUGGUCCAUAUGGAAAGAAAUAUUUUAGCAAGUUCUAUUGUUGUUUUCAAGGAGUUAAACAAGGUUGGAUUGAAGGGUGUAGAAGGAUAAUUGGUCUUGAUGGAUGUUUUCUUAAAGAGCUUCUCAUUAAUGAUAUAAAGUUGAAUUUGGGCAAUGGUUUAAGUUUAAUGUUAGAUCAACAUAAGGGUUUGAUAGAGGUUGUUAAAGAGUUGUUGCCAUAUGUAGAGGACAGACAAUGUGCUCGACAUAUUUGCCAUAAUUUGCAGAAGAGAUUUACUGCUGCCAUAUAUCAUACCUUGUUUUGGAGAGUAUCUAAAGCCACAACUGAGCAUGCUUUUAAAGUUGUGAUGAAAGAAAUUGAGACAUUGAACCUAGAUGCCCAUCAAUAUCUCAUGGAGAAAGAUCCUAAAACAUGGUCAAGAUCUUUCUUUCAAACUGGAAGAUGCCAGGAAGAAGCCAUAAUAACCAUGUCAGAGGAGAUAAGAUUUUACAUGAUGGAUAGAAUCUACAACAUGAAAUUAAAGGGACAACAAUGGGGAAAUCAUAUUUGUCCAGAGAUAAGGGAUAAAGUGAAUUUGCUUAAAAAGGCUCAAAGUCAUUAUCAGGAUAUCCUUCUUAAUAGGGAUGUAGAAGCCUAUGUAGACAACAUGUUUAGCACAACCACAUUCAGGAAGGCAUACAAUUACAAAAUUUCUCCCAUGAAUAGCAGUGACAUGUGGCCAGAGGCAAACUAUACUCCACUAUUGACUCCUAUUAAUAGAAGGAUGCCUGGUAGGGCAGCUACUAAGAGGAAGAAAUCCACUACAGAGAAUACAAGAACACACAUGGUUUCUAAGGCUGGAAAGAAAAUCAAAUGUAUUAUUCGUAAGGAGAUAGGUCACAAACAAGGCCACUUGUCCACAAAGAAGGCCCCAAAAGUUAAAUGUGAAGAAACAGAAGAUACAAAAAGUUUGUGUGAAGCGAAAUGCAGGACAUGUAUAAGUGAACCACAACAACAUGAAUAG
This is a messenger RNA of Lactuca saligna, 1806 nucleotides long. The record is from the annotation of a GenBank genome assembly. NCBI's taxonomy places the organism in Eukaryota, Viridiplantae, Streptophyta, Magnoliopsida, Asterales, Asteraceae.